This is a messenger RNA of Solanum lycopersicum (tomato), 1008 nucleotides long. NCBI's taxonomy places the organism in Eukaryota, Viridiplantae, Streptophyta, Magnoliopsida, Solanales, Solanaceae. The record is from RefSeq and is a predicted model, not a curated record.
AUGACAAGAAACAAAGUGAACUAUGCUUUGAUUGAAGAUGAUACUAAAAGAAAAAUCUCAUAUGAUAAAAGACUGAAAGGGCUGUUGAAAAAAUCUGAUGAACUGAAAACACUUUGUGAUGUUGAAGUGGCUACAGUGAUAUACGGCCCAUACAGGAAUGAACCAUAUGCAUUUCCAAAUAAUAAUGUUGUACGCAACACUUUUAUAAAGUUUAAAGAGUUGCCGAUAUUGGACAGAUCUAAGAACAUGGUGACAAGAGAAGAGUUCACUAUGAAAAGGAUCAAGAAGUUGGAGGAACAACUUCAAAAGAUAAGAAAGGAAAAUAGGGUCAAGGAAAUGACAAAUGAGAUGUAUGAGUUGUUCAAUAGAAAAACUCUUUCUGUUGACAUGAGCACUUCCUAUCUCAACGACCUACGUUGUGUGAUAAAAAAAAAUCUCAAACAGGUACAUGAACUAAUGAUAAAAGAGGCUGAUGGAGAGGGUUUUACAUCGAAUGCCCCUCAACCCAUUGUCGAACCAAUGGUAUCCAAUUUUGAAGGACCAAUGGAUCCUUCUCCUCUAUUGUUUUCACAAAUGUUUCCUCCAAUGGUUCCACAAUUGUUUUCUCCAAUGCCUCAUCACAAGAGUGUUGGAAAAACACCUAGACUGACCCAUAAAAUGCCGUCUACAAAAAUGAAUUCUCUUAUGCCUUCACAAAAGAUUGAUUAUCCGACGUCUUCAUUAACGAUGGCUCCUCCAAUGUAUUCUCUAGUGUCUCCUACAUUGACACAACCAGUCGAACCUUCAAUGGAUAUCCCUUCAAUUGGUAUAUCAACCUCAACGAAUAAUGAUCAUAAUCUCUCUGUUAACUUACCAGAUAGUCCUACAACUUCUGGGUUGCUUAACACGAAGGAUGAUAAUGUGAUGACCUUAUUGGAUGAUCCGUUUUACACAAGUAGUCAGGAUCUUCAACAGGAGCUUCGUCGAUACAUGCAAGAGUUCGAGUUAGCUAUGGUGAGCCUCCUUUAA